UUUAGCCCACGUGACCGGAAGUAAAUACAGCUCAGCAGCAGUUCCCGCGUUUGGCGUCUCUUUCAAUCACAAGCGUAAACUUGGAGUAGCAGCUUGUCAUUCCGGAUAUGGAUGACCUGUAUUUAGACAACAUUGACGAAUAUGUCAAUGAUCAAAACAAGAUCGUCACCUACAAAUGGCUCAGUUUAACUCUUGGAGUCCACGUCAACACAGCAAAACAAAUGUUGUAUCAUUACCUGCAGCAGAAACGCAAUGAAAGUUCUCCCCUUAAUGCUACCUACCUUGUAUCUGGAAAGUGUGUUGAGAAUGGUAGUACGUGCCAUAAAGUGUCAGUUGUACGUGAGGACAAGCUUGAGGCUGUUAAAGCAAAGAUGGACGUGACCAUCAGUGUGCAUGUGUACAGUGUGCAGAGAGCCGAGCUGAAGGAUAGUUCACCACUUUACAAUACAGAUUAUGAUGCUGUUAAGGAGAACCUAAAAAACUGCAACAAGUACAGUGCUAUACGUUGUGCUGCGGCGGUCCCUGUGACAUCUGCAGAGCUGCAGAAAGCUCAAGAAAUGGCUUUGGCCCCUCCAGCGGAGAGGGAAAUCAGUAAACCUGGCUUGAAUGAAAAAACUUCAGCUACCUCCAAACCCAGUGCUAAGCAGCCAGCAGGCAUUAUGGGAAUGUUUGCAAGCAAAAAUGCUUCUAAGAGCCAAGAAUCCAGCAAGGAAGUGAAAACAGAGCAGAAAGACGAUUCUUCUCUGGUUGAAACUUCAAAAAGCAAAACAGCCUCCAAAGCGAGCCCGAUGAGUAACUUCUUUGGAAAGUCCUCCCAGAAAAAGGCUGAUGAAAAAUCCAACAAAAGCAUUAAAGAAGAGACGGAUGGCAGCACGGCUACUGCGAGUACGAAACAGUCACAGACCUCUCCCAAAUCUGAGACUGACAUUAAGGAGGAACAAUCCAAGGUGUCCAAUACUCAAUCAAAAGACACUCGGAAUAAAACGAAGCGCCCUGAGGUUGUGGACAGUGAUGAGGAGAAAUCGGAGAGCCAGCAGAAGAAGAGACGGCGGAUAAAGAAGCCCCAGCCAGACAGCAGUGAUGAUGAGGUUGUGCCAGAUUCUCCACUUGUGCCUAAUGUGCGUACUCCCAGCCCUAAAAAGCAAGUGAAGAGAGAGCCUGUUUCACACCAAGAAGAGAGCUCAGGGGUGAAGAGGAGGAAAAGGCGGCGUGUUUUGAAGUCUAACACAUUUGUUGAUGAAGACGGUUCCUUUGUGACCGAGAAGGGUUAUGUGAGCGAAUCUUACUCCGAAAGUGAAGAGGAGCCUGAACCCAACAGUCAAGCAAAGGACUCAAGCUCACUCAAGCAGUCAGUUGGAAAAAGAGAGGAAGAGAAAAAAGAAAAGAGUCAGAAGAAGACCUCGACUGCUAACAAACCUACAAAACAGCCCUCCAUCAUGGGAUUUUUCCAGAAGAAAUAACUUUUUUUAUUAUUCUUCCAUGGACUUUUAAAGGAGUAGUUCACCUGGAAAUGCAAGCUGUCGUUAAUUACUCAUCCUCAUGUUGUUCCGCAAGUCUUUUUCUGUUCAUAAAAUCAGUCCGUUAGUGAAACGUAGAAAAAAUCCACAGAAAAAAGUAAAACAACAUGAGGAUGAGAAAAUAAUGACUUCAUUUUUUUGGCGUGAAAUAUGCCUUUAAGCACUUAUGAACCACGUGUGAUGCUGUAAAGAGGAAAUAUAUCUUCAUUGUCACUGUCAUUCAUCAGAGACAUUGACACAGGAGAUUUCCGUAUCUUCACGGACAACCUUUGUGCCGACUAUCUAUUCAACUUCACGUGGAUUUCAGUUCUGGGGCUGUUAAGAUUGUCUAUUGUAGUAUGUAAAUGUAUGAUCCUGCUGAUCCAGCAGAUUUCCUUACCAUAAAACCACCUGUACAUGGCCAACCACCAAUACUUCCUGGUCUUAUUUUGUCAUUGUCUGUCUAUUUUUAGUAAGUUGCUGAAUAAUAAAUCAAAUUUAAAUAAUUUUUCUUUUUGUUUGGAUUAAUAUACUUGUAAAAGAAAUAUUAGUUUGUAGGGCUGCGACGAUUCCUCAGCAGCAUUCCAAGGCAUCAAGGCACGUCUGAAUACAAAUUCGAUUUCACUUCCCGUCUCCGGAGGUACCUUCUGAUCGAAUUUUGAAGGCAGCAUAGACGUAUCCUUCGCUACCUUAGAUAUCCCACAAUUCUGUGCAUUCUAUUUCGUGACGGUUGAGCUAAAAAAAUAAAGAUGGUAUCUGAAA
Molecule: messenger RNA, 2258 nt
Organism: Labeo rohita (rohu)
Lineage: Eukaryota; Metazoa; Chordata; Actinopteri; Cypriniformes; Cyprinidae
Gene: pold3
Product: polymerase (DNA-directed), delta 3, accessory subunit
Exons: 12
Coding region: 108-1460 (450 amino acids)
Biological process (GO): DNA replication; DNA synthesis involved in UV-damage excision repair; nucleotide-excision repair, DNA gap filling
Cellular component (GO): delta DNA polymerase complex; nucleus
Molecular function (GO): DNA-directed DNA polymerase activity
Source: RefSeq, a predicted model, not a curated record